GCUCCUCCGGCGCGCGCGCGCCCGAUGGCCGCGCAGGCGAUCCACCAGUUCGCCGAGUGCAUCACCUGCCACGCAUGGAGCCCCGACCACUCCAUGAUUGCCUUUUGUCCAAAUAACACCGAAGUACAUAUUUACAAGUUCAUCGCAGACAAGUGGGAGAAACUUCAUGUUCUUUCAAAGCAUGAUCAAAUAGUGUCUGGAAUAGACUGGGGUAGGUCUACAAACAAAAUUGUGACGGUUUCACAUGAUCGAAACUCAUAUGUUUGGACACAAGAAGGACAAGACUGGGUACCUACCCUUGUUAUUCUCAAGCUAAAUCGUGCAGCUUUAUGUGUCCAAUGGAGCCCAAAAGAAAAUAAGUUUGCUGUGGGAAGUGGUGCUAAGUCUGUAUGCAUUUGCUACUAUGAACAAGAGAACAACUGGUGGAUCAGCAAGAUUAUUAGGAAGAAGCAUGAAUCUACUGUCACUAGUAUUGCAUGGCAUCCAAACAAUAUACAUCUCGCAACAACUUCUACUGAUGGUAAAUGCAGAGUAUUUUCCACUAUCAUCAAGGGCGUCGAUACAAGGGGAUCACAAGGAAGCGCCUCUGCUGAUUGGAAAUUUGGCGAGCAAAUUGCUCAACUUGAUCUAUCAACUACGUGGGCAUUUGGAGUAAGGUGGUCACCAAGUGGAAAAACAUUGGCCUAUGCAGGGCACAGUUCCAUGAUUUAUUUCGUCGAGGAUGUUGAAGCGUCUCCAGCUGCUCAAAAUUUGGCACUGCGAGAUCUGCCUCUCCGUGAUAUUCUUUUUGUGUCCGAAAGAAUGGCGAUUGGUGUUGGGUUUGACUGCAACCCUUUGAUCUUUGCUGCAGACGAUACUGGACUUUGGAGUUUCGUCAGAUAUUUGGAUGAAAGGAAAGUUACUCCAUCAGCUUCAAAAGCCUCACAGCUCUCUGAAGCCCUGGGAAAGCUGUAUGGCCAAUCGAGGCAAGGGACAAGCAGUGACACUGUUGAACCAACGAAGCCUCGCGGGGGUGCUCAUGAAAACUGCAUAACGUGCAUCGUGCCCUUGAGAAAAGGGAGUGAGACUAUUGUCAAGCGGUUCAGCACAUCAGGAUUGGAUGGCAAGAUCGUGGUAUGGGAUCUGGAAAAUCACGUCACCAUCACAAAGUAG
Molecule: messenger RNA, 1152 nt
Organism: Lolium rigidum
Lineage: Eukaryota; Viridiplantae; Streptophyta; Magnoliopsida; Poales; Poaceae
Product: actin-related protein 2/3 complex subunit 1B-like
Exons: 15
Coding region: 25-1152 (375 amino acids)
Biological process (GO): Arp2/3 complex-mediated actin nucleation
Cellular component (GO): Arp2/3 protein complex; actin cytoskeleton
Molecular function (GO): actin filament binding
Source: RefSeq, a predicted model, not a curated record